Messenger RNA from Pseudogymnoascus destructans, 5490 nucleotides. RefSeq names its product DNA polymerase zeta (gene REV3). The transcript is spliced from 2 exons. Gene Ontology annotation, molecular function: DNA-directed DNA polymerase activity; nucleotide binding; DNA binding. Gene Ontology annotation, biological process: double-strand break repair via homologous recombination; error-prone translesion synthesis. The record is from RefSeq and is a predicted model, not a curated record. Gene Ontology annotation, cellular component: zeta DNA polymerase complex; nucleus. NCBI's taxonomy places the organism in Eukaryota, Fungi, Ascomycota, Leotiomycetes, Thelebolales, Thelebolaceae. The coding region runs from base 51 to 5279 and encodes 1742 amino acids.
CAGACUCCAGUUCAACUAUGGACUGAUAACCUCGUUGCGAGGUUCUCGGGAUGGAUCUGUUCAGGGUGCGGCUGAACUGUAUUGACCAUUACCAAGCGUUCCCAACUCGAUUUGACCCCCAACUCCGCCGUGAUGUGGCCCCUUCUGAAAUCAACAACGAACCAAAAGUGCCUGUCGUCAGAGUCUUUGGGACUACUGAAACAGGCCAAAAAGUUUGUGCCCAUAUACAUGGCGCAUUCCCAUAUAUCUAUAUUGACUAUAAUGGCCAGGUCACAUCUGAUGAAGUCGGUGCCUACAUCCAUAGGCUCCACCUUUCGAUUGACCACGCACUUGCUGUGAGUUAUCGCAGGGGCGUGUAUGACCGCAGAACAAGGUUUAUUGCUCGUAUAACGCUGGUAAAAGGUGUUCCGUUUUACGGUUAUCAUGUUGGAUAUCAGUAUUACCUCAAAAUCUAUGCCUUAGACCCAGUGGUUAUGACUCGUCUUGCCGACCUCCUCAGGCAAGGUGCCAUUAUGAAACGAGUGUUCCAACCCUACGAAGCGCAUUUGCAAUUUAUUAUGCAAUGGAUGACUGACUACAACCUAUAUGGUUGCGGCUAUAUCGACAGCCGACAGGUAUACUUUAGAGGGCCAGUUCCAAAGUAUGAGGAGCUAGAUAGGCUAUCACACCUCUGGCACGAUCGUUCUAUUCCUGCCGAGUUUGUCAUAAGCGAAGCCAAACUCCCGAGGGUAAGCCAUUGCUCUCUCGAGGUGGAUAUCAUGGUACAAGACAUUCUUAAUAGGCUGGAAAUUGUCCAGAGACCGCUCCAUCAUGAUUUCAUUGAGCGGUCAAAUCCGCUUCCACCGGAUCAAAAGCUGGUCCAUAGCAUGUCGGAAUUGUGGAGAGAUGAAACCAAGCGUCGCAAAGCCAAAAUGAAAGCUGUGGAACCUGGAAGCAACGCAUCCCCCCCCGAAGUUUUAAUUUCAAUGUCUGCUGGUCCCCGAAGCUCUCAGAAAGGCCGGUGGGUGCAUGAGGAAGAGUACAUGGAGCUUGUACAUAGCAGGAUACAGGAAGAACGAGCCAAGAGCGAUGGAUCCAAUAUAUCCUUUGACACAUACAUUAAGCCGAAGCCGGACGAGGAUGAUAUUAAUACUACUUUCCAAUCUGUGGAAGACCUCUACCCCGAAAAUCUUGGUCCAAUUCUUGGCAUGAAGCCCGAGGAAAAUCCAGUACUUCCAAAGGAAGAGUUCAUAGCUGGGAAUAUCGAAGUCGACGAGAACCGCAUCUUUAAUAUCUCUGAUGAGAAUGAGUUCCCAUAUGAUUCAGAUGACGACCUCCUAUGUGACAUUGAACAGUCGGAGGAGAAAAAGGAUCCACCACCUAUCAUGGCGACUAGCAGCUUCAAAGCCGAGCAUACAGUUGACCACAACUCUGUGCCACUAAACAAUGUGCCAAGGGUGCACGAAGCUGAGGAUCCAUGUUCGCUUAUAGAACUGGGCGACAGAGAGCACCACCCUACAAAAGCACGGAUUUAUGAACCUAGAAGAGAUGCAACCCCUACUUCUGCUCUAGAGCUUGCUUCUUCGAACUCUACGGCCGAAGGGCUGCUCCGAGAUAUAAAGGUGGCAACGCCACUGGGGGGAAGCAAGACAACAAGUCUUAAGCGAUCAAUAACUCUGAUCCCCUCUGAUGAAGGGUACAGCAAACGUUCUAAACUUGACUUUGCUAUUGCGCCAAUCCAAUCGACGUUCUCGGCUGCUGAGUCGCGCCCCCACCAAGCACUUCCAGGAUAUGGAAGCAUGGCAGAAAACGGAAGCUGCAAUAUCAGAAAUCGGGGUAACAUACUUUCGGAAAGAGAUCAUCAUAACUUACUAAUGUUGCCAACUGUCAAUGGCCUUUCUCAUACUCUGAACUUGGGCAAAAGGCUGCCGCGCCACAAUGUCGACAGUGGUAAACUGGACCCCCAGCCUCUUCCCAAUCCAGAUCCCAUACAUCUACAAGAAAUAGACACGGUGUUUAGGCAUUCGCAGUACGGCUCUUCACAAGACCAAGGAGAGACUUCUUUUAACGAAAACAAAAAUCUGUUCGGUGUUACAUCCCGUUCGAUACAGACCCAACUUGAAUCAGAAGCACAUCGCAUUGCAUCCCCUAGCGAGCAACAAAAGCUGGUCUCAAGUAUAACUUGGGACUUAAGGAACACAAACUGGGUCGCUCGAAGUAAAUCUGUCGCGGCUUUCGCCAAAUCACCGCCUUUGAAAGAAACAGUCACCCCUACCCUCCAUCCACCUGUCAUAUAUCAAGGUCCUUACUAUGGCAAUGAGCUAGAUGUGCCCGAGCGACCUACAGAAUGGGCGGGCAAAGAGUUUAAGCUUGAGAGUUUGACUGUCCCGUUUCUUCCGGAUUUUGACGAAACAGGUAGCUCGGCUGCUAGUUUAGGGGAAAAGCCUGCGAUUGUACAUAACAAACCAAGUGAAAAGCAUAUAUAUGAACAUCGACAGCAACGGUGCAGAUUACGAGUUUGGGAAAUUGGAAAGCCAGCGCCAGCAUUUAACGAUGUAGCGGACUGGGAACGUAAGGAGGUCUUGGCGAAAGCAAAGUCAGGAACCCUGAAGUCAAGCAGACAACCUAGUCUGCAACCUGAAAACAGUGCCCAUUCACAAAUUGAGGGCCCGACACAGACGAAUAAGCACGGUUUUCAAUAUACCCAGCCACAUAAUACAUCAACCUUGCAAAACAAUGCGCAGUAUAUGAGUGUAAUGAGCCUCGAAGUUCAUAUCAAUACCCGAGGCAAUUUAGCCCCGAAUCCACAAGAAGAUGAAAUACAGUGCGUGUUUUGGAAUCUUCAGUUGGGUGAAGACCAUCCUGAUAACCUCGGAACUGGCGGAGUUAGCCAUGGAGGAAUUGUUGCUUUGUCAGAGAAUGGCCAAACGGCGAGGAACAUAGCAAAACAAACUCCCAUCCACGUCUUCGAAGAGUCCUCGGAGCUUGACCUCCUCGUUCGAAUCGUCGAAUUUGUAAGAGCAAAUGACCCGGAUAUUCUAACGGGCUAUGAAGUUCACAAUUGCUCAUGGGGCUACUUGGUUGAACGAGCAAAGUUGAAGUAUGAGUAUGAUCUCUGUGAGGAGCUCUCCCGCAUGCACACACACUCUCGUGGACAUUCUGAAAAAGACAGCGAUAAAUGGGGAUCUAGACAUACCUCAGCGAUCUCAGUGACUGGACGUCACAUGAUAAACAUAUGGCGAGCCAUGCGGAACGAACUCAACCUGCUGCAAUACACGAUGGAGAAUGUGGUAUUCCACCUGCUACAUCGCCGAAUUCCCCACUAUGCCUGGCGAGAUUUAACUAUGUGGUAUACCAGUGGAAAAUUCGCAGACCUAGCAAAGGUCAUUGAGUAUUAUUUGUGUCGGGUGCAGCUUAACCUCGCAAUAUUGGACCAGAGUGAGCUUAUUACAAGGACCAGUGAGCAAGCACGUUUGCUGGGCGUGGAUUUUUUUUCUGUGCUUUCAAGAGGCUCGCAAUUCAAGGUGGAAUCUCUUAUGUUCCGAAUUGCUAAACCAGAAAAUUUCGUAUUAGUGUCUCCCAGUCGAAAACAAGUUGGUGCACAAAAUGCAUUGGAGUGUCUUCCACUAGUUAUGGAGCCUCAGAGCGCCUUUUAUACCAGCCCGUUGCUGGUGUUGGACUUCCAGAGUUUGUAUCCAAGUGUGAUGAUCGCCUACAAUUAUUGCUAUUCGACAUUCAUGGGGCGAAUUGUGAACUGGCGAGGCGGGACUGGUAAAAUGGGCUUCACCGAAUAUCAGCGACAGGAUCGAUUGCUGGAGCUGUUGAAGGACUUCAUCAAUAUCUCUCCAAAUGGGAUGAUGUACACCAAACCCGAAAUUCGGAAAUCUCUGCUUGCAAAGAUGCUGGGAGAAAUCUUGGAGACACGAGUAAUGGUAAAGAGUGGGAUGAAAUUUGACGUAAACGACAAAACCACCCAGAAACUUUUAAACAAUAGGCAGCUAGCCCUGAAAUUAAUAGCCAACGUUACUUACGGCUACACAUCGGCGUCUUUUUCAGGCCGCAUGCCUUGUGUGGAAAUUGCAGAUAGUAUUGUCCAGACUGCACGCGAGACACUGGAGAAGGCGAUUGCCCUCGUACACUCAGUCAAGCGUUGGGGCGCAGAAGUCGUCUAUGGAGAUACUGAUAGCAUCUUCAUCUAUCUCAAAGGAAGAACCAAGGACCAAGCAUUUGACAUUGGGAAUGAGAUUGCGGAAAGGGUUACAAAUAUGAACCCUCGACCAGUGAAGCUGAAAUUUGAGAAAGUCUAUCUUCCCUGUGUGCUUCUGGCAAAGAAGCGAUACGUCGGCUUCCAAUAUGAGAAAAAGGACCAACAAGAACCGAAAUUCGAUGCCAAAGGAAUUGAAACUGUUAGACGGGAUGGCACUCCAGCUGAACAAAAAAUCGAAGAGAAGGCGUUGAAGAUUCUUUUCCGAUCUGCAGAUCUCAGUCAAGUUAAAGACUACUUUCAAGCACAGUGCGAGAAGAUAAUGACAGGCUCAGUGUCAAUCCAGGAUUUUUGCUUCGCGAAAGAAGUGAGACUUGGAAGCUACAGCGAUAAAGGGCCUCCGCCGCCUGGUGCACUCAUCAGCAUAAAGCGCAUGUUAGAAGAUCACAGAGUUGAGCCCCAGCACGGUGAGCGAGUUCCAUACGUAGUCAUUACUGGAGAGCCAGGUGCAAGACUAAUUGAUCGAUGCGUCGCUCCCGAGACGUUACUACAAAGCGACCACAAUGAGCUUGACUCCGAGUAUUACAUUUCAAAAAACUUGAUUCCUCCAUUGGAGCGAAUAUUCAGCCUUGUGGGUGCGAACGUUCGUAGUUGGUACGACGAAAUGCCCAAGGUCCAACGGGUUCGGCGCGUAGAUGUCGGCCCGCAACUGGCUGGCCAGCCAGCAGAUGUUCCAUUCAACAAAAAGACAUUAGAAUCAUACAUGAAGUCAUCGUCGUGUCUCGUUUGUCAAGACAAGCUCGAAUCCAACGCUGCUAUCUGCCCAACAUGCCUUGGAAAUCGCCCAUCAUCUAUGUUAGCUUUACAGACCAGGCUAACCGCUAUGGAAAGGAAGUAUCAGGAACUGGAAAGUGUCUGCCGAAGCUGCUCCAAUAUAUCCUGGACUGAUGAAGUCAGGUGCGACAGCAAAGAUUGUCCGGUGUUUUAUUCGCGAGUGAAAGAAAAGGCGAGACUUACGACGGAGCGGAAAGUCGCUGGGCGUCUGAUGGAGAGAUUGCAAGGAGAUAGUAGCGGCCAUGAAGACCUGGAAUGGUAACUGGAUACACACACGUGCAAGGCCCUCAAGCCAAAUGUGCACUCACAGUUUAUCUUUCCAUAAACAACCCCGCCAACAUUUCUGAGACUUCAGGGCCAGUAAUAAUAGUACUGCGCAGUCAUGCCUGGCUGUAAUAUAUGUAGGGCACCUUUCGAGUUAAAUUAUAACUUGGGAUACUUCUUGUAAUUUAAUACAUAAUAAUACAGACAAC